CCUGUUUCGAUCCCUAGCACGAUCCAAUAAACAACCUUGCCAUCUAGACUGUAGUGCUUUGCGAGCUAUAAGCUUUACAUACUUUUCGUUCCAGCCAUCGCUUCUUGCUCUUCAUUUCCUCUUUUCGAUACCCAGCUGCGAAUAUGUUGCUCACUACCCUAACUUCCCUCUUCUUCGCCGCCGCGGCGCUCGCCCAAACACCACCAGGUUUCACUCCCAAUGUCACUUCUACGCUUCAAGUCAAGUUUGGCACCAAGUCCGUGACACCUGGAUUGGCACUCACAAAAGCUGAGACAGCGAAAAUACCAACGAUUGGAACAUCAGAUGAAGCUUUGAAUGGGACCUAUAUCUUCUUCAUGAUUGAUCUCGAUGUACCCGGCUCCCUCGUCGGUUCCACCCCCGGCACCCGCAUAACAAACCUCCACUGCCUCCUCACAGGCUUCACCUCUUCCACCACCUCCUCUGCUCCCACCACCUCCCCUUCCCCCUUCUACACCCUAAUCACCAAAGACACCUCCCUAAAAGCCUACGUCGGUCCAGCACCACCAGCCGAAAACCCACCAUACGCACAUAAAUAUGUUGAGAUAUUGUAUGCGCAGCCAGCUGGGUUUAAGGUGCCGAGUUCGCAAACGAGCGCGGUGAGUAGAGGGAUUGGGUUUAAUUUGACGGCUUUUGUGAGGGAUGCCGGGUUGGGGGCGCCGGUUAGGGGGAAUUGGUUUACUGUUACGGGGUAGAAUGGAUUGGGGGUGGUGAUGGGAAAGGGAGAAGAGGAGGUGGGUGGAGGAGAGGGAGGAGUGGUGGCAAGUGUAGAUACUUGAUAACGAUGGAUUAGUUGUACAAAUGGAAAGGAUUUCGAGUAUCCUUCUAGCACAUCGCUUGCUC
This is a messenger RNA of Cadophora gregata, 882 nucleotides long. RefSeq lists its product as uncharacterized. Gene Ontology annotation, biological process: regulation of proteolysis; regulation of Ras protein signal transduction. Bases 144 to 734 code for a protein of 196 amino acids. The record is from RefSeq and is a predicted model, not a curated record. The transcript is spliced from 4 exons. Lineage: Eukaryota; Fungi; Ascomycota; Leotiomycetes; Helotiales; Ploettnerulaceae. Gene Ontology annotation, molecular function: phospholipid binding; peptidase inhibitor activity.